Morus notabilis is the source of this 677-nucleotide messenger RNA. RefSeq names its product 60S ribosomal protein L27. The transcript has a single exon. Gene Ontology annotation, molecular function: structural constituent of ribosome. Gene Ontology annotation, biological process: translation. The record is from RefSeq and is a predicted model, not a curated record. Gene Ontology annotation, cellular component: cytosolic large ribosomal subunit; ribosome. Lineage: Eukaryota; Viridiplantae; Streptophyta; Magnoliopsida; Rosales; Moraceae. The coding region runs from base 86 to 493 and encodes 135 amino acids.
AGGAUAUUCAUUCUCUUGUGGCCGAACCGCUUGGAGCGAGAGAGAAGAGAGAGAAAGAGCGGCGGAGAAGAAGAAGCGAGCGAAAAUGGUGAAGUUCUUGAAGCCGAACAAGGCGGUGAUCGUCCUCCAGGGCCGUUACGCCGGCCGGAAGGCGGUGAUCCUCCGCACCUUCGACGAGGGAACCCGCGACCGCGCAUACGGCCACUGCCUCGUCGCCGGCAUUAAAAAGUAUCCGAGCAAGGUCAUCCGCAAGGACUCGGCCAAGAAGACGGCAAAGAAGUCGCGCGUGAAGGCGUUCGUCAAGCUCGUCAACUACCAGCACCUCAUGCCGACUCGCUACACCCUCGACGUCGACCUCAAGGACGUCGUCACUACGGACGCCCUUCAGUCCAAGGACAAGAAGGUCACCGCCUUGAAGGAGACCAAGAAGCGCCUCGAGGAGAGGUUCAAGACCGGCAAGAACAGGUGGUUCUUCACCAAGCUCAGGUUUUGAGCUCUCCGAUGAACGAUCGUCAGUUGUUUUCGGGAGUUUUUUUUGUUCCAAACAUUGUUUCUGCUUUUUGUUGGAGGGAUUUUCAGUUAUGAAUAUUUAAUUAGUGGUUUUGUGGAGACAUUUUGUGGUUGUGUUACAUUUUCGUUGUUUAAAUGCUUAGAUUAAAGUAAUUUUUGGUAUCUUA